AGCCCAGCCCGCCCAGGGCGGCGGCGGCGGCGGGGAUGCCCAGCUGGGCGGGGCGCGCUGCCCCCUCCCGGCUUGCAAAGCAACUUCCCCAGCGAGGCAGGCAAGCAGGCAGGCAGGCGCUCCUCCUCGGCACACUUCCUCCGGCCGCCCUCACUUCCUCCUCCUGCUCCUGCGAAGCGGCCGAGGCGACCAGCAGCCCAGCAGCGCCCGCCCUGUCGGCCGCCGGAGCGACAUGAGGCCAGCUGAGACUCUGCUGUGGAAAGUGUGCCCCCUGCGCUGGAACAGGAUGGAGAAGGGAGGCUUCCAAAGAGGAUUGGUGAAGGAGGAUCGAGAGAGUGUGCCUGAGCUGCCCAGAUGCAGAGCAUCAAGUGUGUGGUGGUGGGCGAUGGUGCCGUGGGCAAGACCUGUCUCCUCAUCUGCUACACAACCAACGCCUUCCCCAAGGAGUACAUCCCCACCGUUUUCGACAACUACAGUGCGCAGAACGUGGUGGACGGCAGGACUAUAAACCUCAAUCUGUGGGACACGGCUGGCCAGGAGGAAUACGACCGCCUCAGGACGCUUUCCUAUCCCCAGACCAACGUCUUCAUCAUCUGCUUCUCCAUCGCCAGCCCGCCCUCCUACGAGAACGUGAAGCACAAGUGGUACCCGGAGGUGUGCCACCACUGCCCCGACGUGCCCAUCCUUUUGGUGGGCACCAAGAAGGACCUCCGGAGCAACCCAGAGGCGGUGAAGAAGCUGAAGGAGCAGAACCAGUUGCCCGUCACCACCCAGCAGGGGAUCAGCCUCUCUAAGCAGAUCCACGCAGUCAAGUAUAUGGAGUGCUCUGCUCUCAACCAGGAGGGCAUCAAAGACGUCUUCACCGAGGCAGUGAGAGCGGUCCUCAACCCGGCCCCAGUCAAGGUUAAAAAGCCAUGCAUGCUCUUGUGAAGGAGGAUGCUCCCCAACGCUCCCCACCCACUGGUGACCGUUGGGGUGGGUUGGCUGCGAGGGGCUUGGGAGAGAGGUUGAUGCCUGUCCCAUGAUGCCAUCCACCACCCCUCCUGGGCACAGGAUCCACAGCCCUCCUCCUCCUGAUUUUCCCCAGAAGUGACUUUCCCUCCCUCCCUCUCUGCUAGCCAGUUCCAUCCUUUCUGCCCAGCCUUUGCCUUCUUCUAAGGAAGGCGCAGCUCACUUGGAUUACGCAGAUAACCAGGUUUGCAGAUGACUGUGAGGAUGAGGAAGAAAAACCACGUUUGCACUAAUUGCAUGCAGAGUUUGCCUGAGAUUGUGUUUCUUCAUUGGUGCAAGGCCAACAAUUCUGCCUUCCUGUUUGGUGGCCGGGGCCUCAUUUCCGCCUCUUCCUUUGGGGAGAAGGCUUUUCCACUUCCAAACACUCCACACAUCCUCUUGUUCGCCUGAGUUAUCUUGGAAACUGCUCGGCAGAACGGACUGCCCGGGAGAGCGGGGGCAAGGAGACCAAACGCAGCGAUUGGUUUACUCUGCAGCCCAAAAGAACUGUCUGGCCUUGCCGUGGGUGGGAGCUCCUGGGAGAGCAGAGGUUCUAAGCAGGCAAAACAGAGAUGGCCCCAGGACUCCGUUGCAGUCAGCACCCUGCACUCCUGUGGGCUUCAGUGUCUGCUUCACAGAGCUGGCCUCCUCCUCUCUCACUGCCUGCCUGCUGUUCUCAAAACGGAGCCCUGCCAGCCUGCUGCGUCACCCGCUGCACCCACAAAACACCUGAAGGGAUCUGCUGUCAUACACAGCACAACCGGUUUACAAAGCAGGAGCUUGGUUCACUAGGCCCUUUUUGUGCAUCUGCUUGGAUUUUUUUAAAGGACUGUGUAGAAACCAGCCUCCUCCAACCCGGUGCCCUACAGCGGUUUUGGACUACAACUCCCAUCAGCCCCAGACAGCAUGCGCCAGCUGAGACUGACGAGAGUUGUAGGCCCAAACAGUGUGAGGGCACCGGGUUGGCUAAGGCUGGUACAGACUUUCCAUUCAUCAGGGCAGUUCCUCUUCCUGAGACAUGUUGUUUACAGGCCUGGAGGCUCUGGCCAAACUGGCUGACUGUGGCCUUUCCCCUCCCACCCGCCUUUCUUCUGAAAAGAGGAACUCCCGCCUCUCACAGACUGCUGGAGACAGACUCUCUCUCUCUCGUAUUUCCACGGCUGAUAGCCAGGGCUUGGCCUGUGUCUACUUAACAGUAAAAAAGACAGACAAGCAACAAUGCCACGAUAGCCCAAAUUCUAGAGUCCACCACCCCCAACUACUGAGACUCCUACUGAAGCCCUCUCUGGCUUCUGAGCUGGCACUCGGCAGUGCCUGUCCAUUGGUAGGCUUGGUUGCACGGUCAUAUGAGCUAGAAACUUGUUGGAAUGUUUUUAAAGGUGAGGUUCUCAGGAUCUUGAAUUGCUCCAGAAAAUAGCAAGUGUUGUGUUCUAGACAGUGCAGCCAUGGGCCUGGCCACAUCUUAUCAUUCCUCUAGUUCAGUUUUUUUGUUUUAAUUGCCUUUAGAAAGAAGGACCCCAGGUGCCUUUGCUGAUUCUAACACUGCACUGCCCAACACGUUGGUGAUACUUCCUGCUUUUAAAAACCCAGACUAACAACCUUGAGUCUGUUGUCCACCUGCCACGUGGAAAGGACCGUGGCAUACCACGACCCUCCACGUGAGCUGGCAGGAGACCCUCGCUUUGUCUUCCUUCCGCAAGGGAGAAGUGGGCCUUCCUUCUCGGACAAUGGGCCUCCCCAUGUUUGCCUCUUUAAAUCACGUUGUGCAAAAGCCUCCAGAGCAUUUUCUCUCGUUGGCCCAAGCUAAAUAAAGAUAUAAUCCUCCCCUUUA
Rhineura floridana is the source of this 2821-nucleotide messenger RNA. It is a transcript of the gene RHOG, whose product is annotated as ras homolog family member G. Gene Ontology annotation, molecular function: GTP binding; GTPase activity; protein kinase binding. NCBI's taxonomy places the organism in Eukaryota, Metazoa, Chordata, Lepidosauria, Squamata, Rhineuridae. The transcript has 3 exons. The record is from RefSeq and is a predicted model, not a curated record. Bases 355 to 930 code for a protein of 191 amino acids. Gene Ontology annotation, biological process: regulation of actin cytoskeleton organization; regulation of cell shape; establishment or maintenance of cell polarity. Gene Ontology annotation, cellular component: cytoskeleton; cell projection; cell cortex.